This is a messenger RNA of Brassica rapa (field mustard), 2065 nucleotides long. Its product is annotated as dihydrolipoyllysine-residue acetyltransferase component 2 of pyruvate dehydrogenase complex, mitochondrial. Gene Ontology annotation, biological process: pyruvate decarboxylation to acetyl-CoA. Gene Ontology annotation, cellular component: pyruvate dehydrogenase complex. NCBI's taxonomy places the organism in Eukaryota, Viridiplantae, Streptophyta, Magnoliopsida, Brassicales, Brassicaceae. Gene Ontology annotation, molecular function: dihydrolipoyllysine-residue acetyltransferase activity. The record is from RefSeq and is a predicted model, not a curated record.
UCACUAUAACUAACGGACCUGAUGAUUCGCUGUCUUUUGGCAAGCCGCAAAAGCUCAGAGAGAAUAAUAAUAACAACAGAGCAGCAGCAGAAGAAGAAGAAGAAGUCGAAUUUGGAAUUGGAAACUCAAAUUAAUACAAAAUCUCGAUUUUCUGAAAACCCGAUCGAAGAAUCUCGGAUCGGCUCAGAAAAUCAAAUGGCUUACGCAUCUCGUAUCAUCAUUCAUUCCAACAAGCUGAAGCAUGUCUCCACUUUACUGCGGCGUGAGCAUUCCGUGGCAGCCCGCGGCUUCUCCAACAGCAGUACACACUCCUCUCUCACUGCAAGAGAAGAUAUGCUCAAGACUCGUCCCCCGGUAGAGAGAAUUUCGAAAUGUUGUGCCACCACUGUACCAAUGCCUAGUGGUAUUUCAACAAUGAGCUCAAAACCAAUGACAGGGCCAUCGUUUUUUAGAGAAUAUAUAAGCUCCCAGAUGCGAUCAGUAAGAGGGUUUUCAUCUGGUUCAGAUCUUCCUCCUCAUCAAGAGAUCGGAAUGCCUUCUCUUUCGCCAACAAUGACUGAGGGUAACAUUGCCAGGUGGCUGAAGAAAGAAGGUGAUAAAGUCGCUCCUGGUGAAGUUCUUUGUGAAGUUGAAACUGACAAAGCAACCGUUGAAAUGGAAUGCAUGGAAGAGGGUUAUCUCGCUAAGAUACUAAAAGAGGAGGGGACAAAAGCAAUUCAAGUUGGGGAGGUGAUUGCUAUCACAGUGGAAGAGGAAGAAGAUAUUCAAAAGUUCAAAGAUUACACCCCCUCAUCUGGUGGUAGUCCCGCUGCUCCUGAAGCAAAACCAGCUACUUCCCCACCAAAGGAAGAGAAGGUCGAGAAGCCAGCCAGUGCUCCUGAAGCCGAGACUUCUAAGCCAAGCCCUGCUCCUUCAGAAGAUCGUAUCUUUGCUAGUCCUCUUGCGAAAAAAUUGGCUGAAGAUAACAAUGUUCCUUUGUCAAGCAUCAAAGCCACAGGUCCUGAAGGACGGAUAGUGAAGGCUGAUGUGGAAGAGUUCUUAGCUUCACGCGGUAAAGAAACUACUGCCAAGCCUUCCAAGCCCACCGAUUCGAAGGUUCCAGCUUUGGACUAUGUUGAUAUCCCUCACACUCAGAUACGAAAGGUCACAGCCUCGCGUUUGGCAUUCUCAAAGCGAACUAUUCCUCACUACUACUUGACCGUGGAUACAUGUGUUGACAAAAUGAUGGGUCUGAGGAGUCAAUUGAAUUCAUUUCAAGAGGCUAACGGCGGGAAACGUAUAUCUGUAAAUGAUCUUGUUAUUAAGGCUGCUGCAUUGGCUCUACGGAAAGUUCCUCAGUGCAAUAGUUCAUGGACUGACGAAUACAUCCGCCAAUUUAGCAAUGUGAACAUCAAUGUCGCAGUACAAACAGAAAACGGGCUUUACGUUCCUGUUGUCAAGAACGCGGACAAGAAAGGACUGUCCACAAUUGGAGAAGAGGUUCGGUUCUUGGCUCAGAAGGCUAAAGAAAACAGCUUGAAGCCUGAAGAUUAUGAGGGAGGAACAUUCACAGUUUCCAACCUGGGGGGACCUUUUGGCAUCAAACAGUUCUGUGCCGUCAUCAAUCCACCUCAAGCUGCUAUUCUAGCUAUUGGCUCCGCUGAGAAGAGAGUUGUUGCUGGUGGUGGCCCUGACCAAUUCAACGUCGCUUCUUACAUGUCUGUAACACUUAGCUGUGACCACCGCGUAAUAGAUGGUGCCAUUGGAGCUGAAUGGUUGAAGGCAUUCAAGGGCUACAUCGAGACCCCAGAGUCUAUGUUGCUCUAAACUCUCCACACACACACACGUCAAAGCUAAAGCUCAUAAGAGUAUGACAUUAAAUUUCUCUGGUUUCGACUGUUUCUACCACAUUUGUUCCCUUUAGCCCCUUGUGCAUGCCUUCCAAAGUUGCUUGCUAUUGCCAUUCUCUACGUUGAGUUGACAGAUUCUUUUCCCAAAAUAAAAUCAGGAAUCUAACAAGUUUAUUACUGUUAAAUGGAUUGUUGGUUUCAUCAUGGGAUGGCAUCACAAUAAAACCGAUUUAUUA